This is a messenger RNA of Capsicum annuum, 1149 nucleotides long. RefSeq names its product putative disease resistance protein At3g14460. The transcript is spliced from 2 exons. Lineage: Eukaryota; Viridiplantae; Streptophyta; Magnoliopsida; Solanales; Solanaceae. The coding region runs from base 123 to 1025 and encodes 300 amino acids. The record is from RefSeq and is a predicted model, not a curated record.
AAGAACACUAACAAAAGAGAGAGGGGGAGAAAUCACAGAUCAUUCUUGUUUGCAAAUUACUCUUAGCAUUCAACAGAUUUCAGGAAUGGAUAUUGGCUUAGCAGUUGGUGGUGCAUUUCUUAAUGUUCUGUUUGAGAGGCUUGCUCCUCAGGGUGAUCUUCUCAAGAUGUUUAAAAAAGUUUGUAGCUUAUUACUCUCCUAAGGCUGGGGUUCUCUUUGAUGAGGCUGAACUGUUUACCUCCCAACUUGAGGAAAUGCAGCAGAUUGAGGAAUUAGAUAUUAGUGAUGGCAACUCUCUUACCUCCUUGCCUAUUAGCAUUCUGCCGAGUACGUUGAAGUCAAUAAGGCUAUGUCUUUGCCGGAAAUUGAAAUUGGAGGCACCAGAUAGUAGUAAGAUGAUUUCUAACAUGUUUCUGGAGGCAUUGUAUCUGGUUGGAUGUGAUUCUAUAUCAUCACAUGAGCUGGUCCCACUAGCACGCCAUUUGUUUGUAAGGAGUUGCCAAAACCUUACUAAGUUUUUGAUUCCUGAUGGGACUGAAAGACACGAUAUUGGGUUAUGUAAGAAUCUUGAAAUACUACUUUCUUCGGUGGCAUGUGGGACCCAGAUGAUGUCAUUGUUUAUUAACGAAUGCAAAAAGCUGAAGCGGCUGCCAGAACGUAUGCAGCAACUCCUUCCAUCUCUUAAGGAGCUGCGACUGUGGGAUUGUCCAGAAAUAGAGUCCUUUCCUGAUGGAGGAUUGCCCUUCAAUUUACAACUCCUUAACAUCAGGUGUUGCGAUAAACUUGUGAACGGUCGAAAAGAGUGGUGUUUACAGAGACUCUCCUCUCUCAGAGAGUUACACAUCGAACAUGAUGGCAGUGACGAAGAGAUUGUUGGUGGUGAGAAUUGGGACUUGCCAUGGUCUAUUCGAUGUCUUAUCAUAUGCAAUCUAAAAACAUUAAGCAGUCAACUUCUCAAAAGCCUCACCUCUCUUUGUCACGACCCGAACCAGGGCCUGGCCGUGGCGAGCAUUUCGAACCUUUGAGGUCCGAAACACCCCUAUCUGUCUGGUAAUCAUGCACCUAAUUCAUAUGAUCAAAGUAAUGCGGAAGAAGCACAAUAUAACGGAAACAUGGUCAAGAAUCAUAUGAAAACAAUAAUGGGGAAUA